AUGUCGUUCUCGGCCUCUGUUGGCGAAUUUUCUUGUCAGGCUGAGGAUUGCGAGCACUUCUUCGGGCUCUCAUCCGAAGAUGAGAGUGCGUUUGAGGCUAUUUGCGCUUGCUCCAGAGGCCCCUGUGGCGGAAGGAGUGGCGACCUUCCCCUCUCGCAUUUCUUGAGUGCUGCUGCUGAGGGCGUUGACGAGGGAGGCCAAGCCCCACAACAGACGGAACGCUCUCCGGGGAAGUCGAACAAGGCGUUCCCGUCUUCGCGUGAAGUUUGCAUGUGGGUGGUCGACGCGGACAAGGCGCUUCUGUUUCAGCGGGAGGAGAUUCCAGCUGACACCAGCAGCUCCCUUGCCAGGGAUCCCGCCGGGGGAAGCCUCAAGGGCCCUUCCACUGCGGGAAGGACGCCGCAUGGGCGUUCUUACUUUUGGAAGCUGAUGCAUGCCGCGACCUCCUACGUCCGCUCACGCCUCUGCAGCAAGGAACCCUUGCUCUUUGGCGUUUUGCUGUUCAACGCGUACGCUAGAACUGAGGGGGGGCCCCUCCCUGGAGAGAGCAGUGGCCAGAAGGGCCCCGCAGACUCGGUGAGGGAGGGCCUGCAUGCAAAGGGAACGCCGCGUCGGAGGCUGCCUCUUCUGCCUCUCCUCAUGCCGGGAAUCGCCGUAGCGCUGCCCCUUCAGGAGGCGACCAUCAGCACGAUAGAGGAUCUGGGACUGCUUGCAAGUCUGGAUAGAGAGCAGUUCGAGGAGGCCUUUGCGGAGCCACCCCAGAGGCCCCCCUUUACAGACCUCUGGUGGAGUCUGGGGUACAUGCUGGCUGGCGUGCAGCAGCGGCAGAAGCGCCGUGAGGCGUUCCUGCAGCGGGUGUUCCUUUUCACGAACAAUCCCGAUCCCUGCAGCAGCACAAGCAGGGGCGGCGACUGCAGGGGCGAGGAGGAGGAGGAGAGGCGCGCAUGCAUGCAAAGAUUAAAGGAUCUCCAGUCGCAGCAGGCCCAGUUUGUGCUGUUUCCUCUGGAACACCACGAAGGCAGUUUUGACGCCAGUCUUUUUUGGGACGAGGCCCUUGGGCAGGAUGCCACGGAGGCGCCAUACUUUCUCCUUCUCAAUACCGUUCAGCAGAGCAUCGAGUACUUCGAAACCCCAACCCCUGAUCUCGCGUUCUGGCGAUAA
Molecule: messenger RNA, 1161 nt
Organism: Cyclospora cayetanensis
Lineage: Eukaryota; Apicomplexa; Conoidasida; Eucoccidiorida; Eimeriidae
Exons: 5
Coding region: 1-1161 (386 amino acids)
Source: RefSeq, a predicted model, not a curated record